Molecule: messenger RNA, 1617 nt
Organism: Exophiala aquamarina CBS 119918
Lineage: Eukaryota; Fungi; Ascomycota; Eurotiomycetes; Chaetothyriales; Herpotrichiellaceae
Exons: 3
Coding region: 1-1617 (538 amino acids)
Molecular function (GO): heme binding; monooxygenase activity; iron ion binding
Source: RefSeq, a predicted model, not a curated record
AUGGCCUGGACGCUAAGCUUCGUGGUGGCAGCUGUCGCCACUAUUCUGCUGUAUCUCUAUCAAAGCCGACCGAGAAUACAUCGAGAUGGGAAGAGCCUCAGACGGCCCCCAAACACUUUACCCGUGCUCGGUAACGCCCUGCAUUUCCUCAAACCUCGCCGUGAGCUGUUUUCGUGGUUCGUUCGAUGCCAGCAGAUCUUCGGGAGUGAGACGUUCGAGAUCUCCGUCCCCAGUCUGCCGCCAGGUGUCGUGAUCAACAGUCCUGAGAACCUCGAUUUCGUUCUCAAGAAUGAAGCUUCCAUAUCCAAGGGGGAGUUCUUCAGGGAGAGGUCCUGGGAUCUAUUCGGUUACGGCAUCAUCAAUUCGACCGGAGACUUAUGGAAAGCACAACGAAAAGCCGGGUUGAAGUUCUUUGGCGGCGCGACACUCGAUUCAAUGGUGGAAGACGUGCUGCCCGAAGUCUACCUAUCCGAGACAGGGAUGCGACAGCAACUUUUGCAAGCAGUCAAAGACAACAGCGUAGUUGACAUGCAGAAACUUUUUCUCGACCUCACCACCACCGUCGUCGGGUACAUGGCAUACGAUAUGGAGAUCUCCAGCACGCAUCCAUUCAGCAAGGCAUUCGAUCACGCGUCGAACCAGAUCGGGCUGCGCUUUCAAAAUCCACUCUACAAAACCACCGAACUAUUCACAGGAUCCGCGUUCCGCAGCUCCAUCGCAGAAGUGAAACGCUUCGGCCGAGAGAUCGUUCGAAACGCACGAAAAAGACGAGCCCAAGCCGCGUUCGAGAGCUUAAUUACGCAAGACGACUCUGACGCAUCGUCAGGGGGUGAGGGCUCGCGGUUAGAGAAUCUGAUUGAUAGCCUGAUGGAAACUUUUGAGAAUCCAACAAUCGUCGCUGACGCGGCCUUGAAUUUCCUCAGUGCAGGGCGAGACACCACAGCCCAGAGCCUCACGUGGACUCUCUACGCGCUGCUCCGGAAUCCAGAGGCAUUGCCGCAACUACGGCGGGAGAUCGACCCUACCUUCUCCCGCACGGGGAAUGGGAAGGAAAGCAAGAAGAAUGCCAACGACGACACCGGACCACAAAUCACCGUCUCGAACCUCCAACCACUCUCCCUGCCCCACACACUCGCAGUAUUUCACGAAUCACUACGCCUGUAUCCGCCCGUCCCCAUUGAAAUAAAGCAAACCCUACAGCCCCUAACACUCCCAGACGGAACCACCCUCCCGACGGACGCGGUAGUAGUCUGGUGCAUCUGGGCACUGAACCGCUCCGAGAAAACCUUCGGGGCCGACGCCGCGUUCUUUCGGCCUGAGCGCUGGAUUGACGGACAAGGAAAGCUGCUGCGACGGAGCGAGGCUGAGUAUCCCGUCUUCAACGGCGGGCCACGUGCGUGUCUUGGUAGGAAGAUGGCGGAAGUGCUGGCUUGUUGGGUUCUGGGUAUGGUUUUGGUGGAGUUUGAGUUCGUUGAGGUUGGCGGACUUGAUGGAGAGCCGGGCGAGGUGGGUGAGGAGAGCAAGGGAAGUGGAGAGUGUGUGAAGGAGAGAGUCAGUGCAAAUAGUCUUACCUUACCCAUGGAGGGCGGUUUGCCUUGUCGGGUGAGCUUGAGGUAG